Messenger RNA from Talpa occidentalis (Iberian mole), 1785 nucleotides. It is a transcript of the gene ESAM, whose product is annotated as endothelial cell adhesion molecule. The transcript has 7 exons. Gene Ontology annotation, biological process: homophilic cell-cell adhesion. Bases 99 to 1286 code for a protein of 395 amino acids. Gene Ontology annotation, molecular function: cell-cell adhesion mediator activity. The record is from RefSeq and is a predicted model, not a curated record. Lineage: Eukaryota; Metazoa; Chordata; Mammalia; Eulipotyphla; Talpidae. Gene Ontology annotation, cellular component: adherens junction; plasma membrane.
UGGUGCCAGUGGCCCGCUCCCGCGGUCGCGCACCCGGCACCUGCGGGUCCUGUGUCCUGGAGCGGGCGCCCCUGGUUCCGGCGGGGCCCGGGAGGGCCAUGGUUCUCCUACCCCGGCCCCCUGCGACCCACUUGGUGCGGUUAUUUUUCCUGGGGCUAAGCACCCUCGCAUUCCCCUCCUGGGCCCAGCUGCAGCUGCACGUGCCAUUUGGCCUCACCAAGUUGCAGGUGGUGGAAGGAGGAGACGUGGUGCUCCCGACGUGGUACACCCUGCAUGUGGAGGAGACUUCCUCCCAGUCGGGGGAAGUGCUCUCUGCGAUUUGGUACUUGCAGCAGAAAGGGAAGGAUCAGGAACAGCAGGUGUUGGCGUAUAUCCGUGGGGCCACCGUAAGCAAAUCUGGAGUAUCCCUGGUCCACUCCAUGCCCUCCCAGAACAUAUCCCUGAAGCUGCAGGGCCUCCGAGAGAGAGAUUCCGGGUCCUACUAUUGUUCUGUGAAUGUGCGAGACAGUGAAGGCAAAGCCCACCACCGCAACAGUCAAACUUUAGAACUCAAUGUGCUGGUUCCUCCAGCUCCUCCAUCCUGCCAUGUCCUGGGUGUGCCCCAUGUGGGGACCAAUGUGACCCUGAGCUGCCGGUCCCCAAGGAGUAAGCCUACUGCCCAAUACCAGUGGAAGCGAGCACCACCAUCCUCCCAGGUUUUCUUUCCACCAGUGUUAGAUGCCUUCCGGGGGUCUUUAAACCUCACAAACCUUUCCACUUCCAUGUCUGGAGUCUAUAUCUGCAAGGCCCACAAUGAUGUGGGGAGUGCCCAGUGCAAUGUGACCCUGGAAGUGAGCACAGGGCCUGGAGCUGCAGUGGUUGCUGGAGCUGUUGUGGGCACCCUGCUUGGCUUGGGGCUGCUGGCUGGCCUGGUCCUCUUGUACCAACGCCGCCGGGGCAAGGCCCUAGAAGAACGGGCCAAUGACAUCAAGGAGGAUGCAGUUGCUCCCCGGACCCUGCCCUGGCCCAAAGGCUCAGACACAAUCUCCAAGAAUGGGACCCUUUCUUCUGUCACCUCGGCUCGAGCCCUCCGGCCACCCCAAGGCCCUCCCAGGCCUGGUGCAUUGACCCCCACAGCCAGCCUCUCCAGUCAAGUCCUACCUUCACCACGGCUGACCAGGACAGAUGGGGCCCACCCUCGACCAAUAUCCCCCAAUCCUGGGGGGGUUUCUUCCUCUGCUCUGAGCCGCAUGGGAGGAGUCCCCGUGAUGGUGCCUGCCCAGAGUCAGGCUGGGUCUCUGGUAUGACAGUCUAGUCACUCACUGGCUCAGACGUUGGGUUUCUCUCCUUCCUCUAGGGGUCACCCCUAGCACAGAGGCCUGAGUCUUGGGAGUGUGGCCACCUUCCAGACUUUGCUCCUCUGCUCUUACUGUUCUUUAUUAUGGGAAAACUGAAUUUCGGCCAAGACCCAAGUUUCCAGGAGGUAGAAAGAGAAGAGGGAGUGGACCUGGAAUUAGGAAGAGUCUUCCCCCUUCCCUAGGCCUCCCUAAGCCUGCAGCAAAUGUUGCUGAGGUUGGCUCCCCCUAGGGCCCUGGUGGGAACUGCCAGGCAAUGAGUCCUCCAGGCCCCCUCCAUCUGUACCUCACCCCUUCCUAACACCGUCCUUCACUCCCACUCCAGCUCCCCACACGAAUGUAACCUGUCCUGCUGGCUUGGUUGGGUUUUGUUGGGGUAGGGAAUAGGGGAGAUAUUUUUUAAACUAACUUGAAAUGUGUUUUGUUUUUAUUUUACAAAUUUCAAUAAACA